AUGACUGAUACUCCUGCCAAUUCUGGUUCGUCUGUCGCAACGAGGAGAUCCUACACGCGCGAGUUUAAGCUAAAAGCUCUGGAGUGGUAUGAAACAAAUGGCAGGAAUAUUUCGGCAACUGCAAAGCAAUUCAAAGUCGCUCCAAAACGAAUUCGAGAAUGGCAGAGUUUACAGGAGCACAUUCACAAUCAAGCUGGAGGAUGCCGAUCUAAAGGCCGUGGACGAAGUUCCUUUUUCCCCCUUAUGGAGAAGCAACUACACAAAGACUUCCGUCAGCAGAGGUUAGAGGGGAAGAGGGUGAAGUGGUGGUGGUUUACAGUUCGUGCAAAGGUCUUGAUGAAAGAACUGUAUCCUGAUGUGUCAAACUUCAAAUUCUCAGAGCACUGGUUCAGAAGAUUCCGUGUUCGUUUCAACUUGAGCUUCAGGAAGAAGACCCAUGUUGCUCAGAAAGCACCACAUGCCCUCGUUCAAUCCAUUACCUAUUUUCAUCAGAAAAUUCAUGCUGUUCGAGAGAGUGGUGUGUUUUCUGCUGCUGAUCUGGCAAACAUGGAUCAAAGCCCAUUGCCUUUUGUCUUGGAUGAUGGAAAGACGUACAAUGAGACUGGUGCAAAGGAAGUGUGGUGUGCAAGUGCAGCAUCAGGUCUUGAAAAAAGGCAGUGUACAGUGCAGCUGACUGUGUUUGCAGAUGGUAUCAGUCGCGUGAGUCCGUUGAUUGUGUUCCGGGGCCAACGCAAGCGCCUUGCUAAGAAGGAGAAGGAUGGGUGGCAUCCACGAGUCCGUGUUAUGUUUCAGGUGAAUGCGUGGAGUGAUGGGGCGGUCAUGAAAGAGUGGAUCGAGUCUGAAUGGGGCAACGUCUUCACUAACUCAUCUUCUUCGUCCACUGGGAAGAUUUUGGUAGCUGAUAUGCAUCGUGCACAGCAGACAGACGAGGUGAUUGAGCUGCUGCGUCAACGCAAAACAAUCAUGGUAUCCAUACCUGCAGGCUGCACAGGUCGCAUACAACCACUCGACGUGUGCAUACAUAAACCAUUCAAAGAUACAGUUCGAGCAGAGCACAAGAGGCACCAGCAAGAGAACCUAAACCUGUACACGGAGAACACGAUGUCGACUUCUGAGCGACGUAUCCUCAUCACGAAAUGGGUUGUGAAUGCCUGGCAGAAGGUGUGCUCCCACAAAGACAUGGUUAUCUGCCCCUUCAAGAAGUGUGGCAUAUCUGUGAACCUGGAUGGCAGUGAAGACAAGAAUGUAAAUAUCGAAGACCUCCCAGAUUACAAGUAUCAGAUGAUGGUGGACGAGAGUGAUGACAACGAGCUCAUGGAAGCUGGAUGCAAUGCUGCUGCUGCUGCUGCUGCUGAAAUUGAGUUGGUGGACAAGGAAGAUGACAACGAGGUAAUGGCAGAUGUUCAGCCAGCUGGCAACGCUCCUGCUGUUGAGACUAUGGACAUUGGUGACUGA
Messenger RNA from Corticium candelabrum, 1455 nucleotides. RefSeq lists its product as uncharacterized. Lineage: Eukaryota; Metazoa; Porifera; Homoscleromorpha; Homosclerophorida; Plakinidae. Gene Ontology annotation, molecular function: sequence-specific DNA binding. The transcript has a single exon. The record is from RefSeq and is a predicted model, not a curated record. Bases 1 to 1455 code for a protein of 484 amino acids. Gene Ontology annotation, cellular component: nucleus.